AUGGCUAACCCGCGGAUCGAGGAGGUGGACGACGAUUCGAUGGCCGAUGAUCCAGAGGAGAUGGACUUGGACGCCUUCGACUUUGCGAGGCCGCAGGGAGGGUCACUGGUACAAACAAUGCCGCAGAUGAGCGACAAUGAACGCGAGAGGCUACAGCGGGAGCAGCAGGAGAAGAGCAAGAGCUUCCAGUGCAUCUAUCCCGUCUACUUCGACAGCACACGGAGCCGUGAGGGGGGUCGGAGGGUGGCCAAGGAGGAUGCGAUACCCAAUCCUUUGGCUCGCGAGAUCGUUGAUGCGCUGUCACAUAUAGGGAACACGCACAACGUUGGCUUGCAAAUUGUGUUCGAGCCAACGAAGACGCAUCCCAAGGAUUGGGCGAAUCCUGGGCGGGUGAAGGUGGAGGUGAAGAGGGAUGGCAAACCAGUCAGCGCGAAGAUCCAGAACAAACAUCACCUGUACAAGAUGAUCGCGGACUAUCUGAAGUCGCACCCAACGACUGAAGACAUGCCGACGAAGUUUCGUCUGCAAGGCAUGCCGAUGCCGAAAGACAAACAUACGGCUCCAUCGAUCCCUCGCGGAUCUAAAAUGGGCACUAUCCUGCCACUCCACUCACCUGCCCUUUCUGGCGGUGGUGUGUCGGAGAACUUCCUCAAAGACAUGAUGGCCGAGAUGGGGGGCCAACUUCCUCCAGGCAUGGCGGGCUUGGGUGGUGGAGAGGCGCCUGGCCAGACACAGAAAAAGGUCAAGGACAAGAAGAAGAAAUGA
Molecule: messenger RNA, 765 nt
Organism: Zasmidium cellare ATCC 36951
Lineage: Eukaryota; Fungi; Ascomycota; Dothideomycetes; Mycosphaerellales; Mycosphaerellaceae
Exons: 3
Coding region: 1-765 (254 amino acids)
Biological process (GO): SRP-dependent cotranslational protein targeting to membrane, signal sequence recognition; SRP-dependent cotranslational protein targeting to membrane
Cellular component (GO): signal recognition particle, endoplasmic reticulum targeting
Molecular function (GO): 7S RNA binding
Source: RefSeq, a predicted model, not a curated record